Molecule: messenger RNA, 705 nt
Organism: Durio zibethinus
Lineage: Eukaryota; Viridiplantae; Streptophyta; Magnoliopsida; Malvales; Malvaceae
Source: RefSeq, a predicted model, not a curated record
AAAUGGGCCAGUAUUGUUGGUUUCAUUGAAUGGUGAGCUUGAUAGAUUGCAACAGAAUAGACUAAGAUACCACCAAAGUUUAUCAAAAUGUUUUUAUUUGUUAGGAUGCAAGGCCAUGUGAUUCCUCCCAACAUUUGUCUCUAUAGCAUUCUCUCUUCACCGCUCAUUUGGCCUGCGACUGCUGACCAUAACGCAUUGUUUGCUCUCUAUAAAUACAAAUUCUAAUGGAUAGCCAGCCACCCAGUGCCAAAGCCUUUCCAAGCUAGUUCUCAAAGUUCCACUUCUACUACUUGUAAAACAAUCUCAAUUCACAAAAACCAUGGGUUUCCGCUUGCCUAGAAUUGUUAACGCUAGGUCGAGUCUAAAACGGACUCUUUCGUCUUCGGAGACCACAGUGGUGCCAAAAGGCCACUUUGCUGUUUAUGUUGGAGAAGCUGAAAAGAAGAGAUUUGUUGUCCCAAUUUCAAUCCUGAAGCAUCCUUCCUUCAAAAAUUUGUUGAGUCAAGCUGAAAAAGAGUUCGGGUUCAAUCAUCCUAUGGGUGCUUUGACAAUCCCUUGUAACGAAGAAGCUUUCAUUGAUCUUACUUGCAAUUUGCAAAGCUCAUGAGAAGAAAUGAUUUGAAAAUGGCUAACCAAGCAGAGAUUGACUGAUUUUUAGCUCAACUGACACCUACCAAUUUUAUUGUAGUGAAGCGAGCGUUUAUG